Messenger RNA from Conger conger (European conger), 3788 nucleotides. Its product is annotated as arf-GAP with GTPase, ANK repeat and PH domain-containing protein 1-like. Gene Ontology annotation, cellular component: nucleus. Lineage: Eukaryota; Metazoa; Chordata; Actinopteri; Anguilliformes; Congridae. The record is from RefSeq and is a predicted model, not a curated record. Gene Ontology annotation, molecular function: protein binding; GTP binding; GTPase activator activity. The transcript has 19 exons. The coding region runs from base 215 to 2818 and encodes 867 amino acids.
CGGACGCGAAUUCACACGUUUAAAAUCAGGAAGUGGAUGCAAAGAGGCAAACAAGAGAAACUGAAAAUUCGUUGCACAUCUUAAGAGUGAAUGGUUUCAUUUUAGCAUAAUGUCUCUUGGUUUUGUCCAAUCGAUUUACGGAUUACUGCGUUAAAUGUAAUUCUGCGCGUCGAGGUAGGGGUUUUUGGCUCUAUCACUCAAUGACAUUUUCAAGAUGAACAGUAACGUUAAGUCGGCCCACUCCAGCGCGAUUCGUGCAGAGGUGAAGCGGCACGAAACCCUGAAAAACACCAUCAACAGAUUUUUCAAGCAACUCGAGAGAGUCGGAGAUGAUCAUCUUCGAUCGGGCCUCAGGUUGUAUCUCCAGAGCAUCCAAGGCUCCUGUGCUCUCAGCCAGGAGUGGACGCUGAGUCGCUCUGUGCCGGAGCUGCAUCUGGGGGUUCUGGGUAGUCUACCCAGUGGAAAGUCUGCUCUGGUCCACAAAUUCAUCACUGGGAGCUACCUUCCUAUGGAGAACCAGGAAGGGGGCAGGUAUAAGAAGGAGGUGCUGGCAGAAGGUCAGGGUCACCUGCUGCUGAUCAGAGAGGAGACCAAGCUCCCAGAUGUGCAGUUCUGCGGCUGGGUGGAUGCGGUCAUCAUUGUGUUCAGUCUGGAGAAUGAGGCCAGCUUCCAGGAAGUCUACAACUACUACAGCCGGCUCUGUGCUCAGCGCAACGUCAGCGAGCCUCCUCUUCCUCUGAUCGUGGUGGGAACCCAGGAUAAGAUCAGCAGCACUAACCCGCGCGUGAUUGACGAUGCUCGCGCUCGGCAGCUCUGCACGGACGUGCGGCGGUGCUCCUACUAUGAGACCUGCGCCACCUACGGGCUGAACGUGGAGCGCGUCUUCACCGAGGCUGCCCAGAAGAUGGCGCAGGUAAAGAGGCAGUUAGCCCUUGCAGCCCCCUGUAAAUCCCUCCCAAACUCCCCUGCCCACUCUGGAGCCUCCACCCCAGUGUCCGGAACCUUCACUGGACAGGCCAGUAAUGGAGCCCAGAGCAGUGACUGCUCCUCCUCUCUCCCCUCCACGCCCGUGGUCAGCCGUAAGGAGCUGGGCAGGGGGGGCGCCACGGCGGAUGGGGGAGGGAGUGCCACCCCAGCCCCCCUGCGAAACGUGCCCCGCAGACGCACCUCCCUCUUCGCAAACCGCAGGGCAAGCGACUCGGAGAAACGGGUCACGGAAAGCAAGGUGGACCCUGCUAUCGCGAGGGGGAACCCCAUUAAACAGGGCAUUCUGUGGAAGAAGAGUGGGAGCUCGCUCAAUAAGGAGUGGAAGAAGAAGUUUGCGACGCUGUCGAGCAACGGGAUGCUGUGCUACCACUCCAGUGUCAACGACUACACGCAGAACGUCCACGGGAAGGAGAUGGACCUGCUGCGGGUGACGGUGAAGGUGCCGGGGAAGCGGCCGCCUCUAGCCGUCAUUUCCUGCGCCGCCUCGCCCGGCCUCAACGGGCUGGUGAAGGACCCGCAAGCACCCGAGGGGGGCGUCGGGGCUCCUGCUCCUCCUCUUCCUGCUCUCCUCCCCGUGGAUGAGGGGGGCAAGUCCACCCUAUCUCCGCAGGGCGGGGAUAAGAAGCUGAAGCGCUGUCCCUCUACGCUGUCCAAUAAGGCGCAGAUCAUGGAUUCUGCUGCCGAGGCAACGGCCGGCCCUGCUGGCAGAGACCGCACCCUCUCCUCCCCGACAGCCGAGAGGAAGAAGCACAGGAGGAAGAAGAGCAUGAAUCAGAAAGGCGAUCUCGCCAUUGGGCAGGCAGAGGCCAAGCGCAAAAUGUGGAAGUUGAAAAACUUUGGUAGUUUGAGAAACAUUUACAAGACAGAGGAGGAGAACACAGACUUCAUCAUGGUGUCCAGCACAGGGCAGACGUGGCACUUUGAGGCCCCGAGCCUGGAGGAGCGCGACGCCUGGGUCCAGGCCAUCGAGAGCCAGAUCCUGGCCAGCCUGCAGUCCUGCGAGAGCAGCAGAAACAAGGCGCGGAGUAACAGUCAGAAUGAUGCAGUAGCCCUACAGGCGAUCCGUAAUGCCAGGGGCAACAACCAGUGUGUGGACUGCGGAGCACCCAACCCGACGUGGGCCAGCCUGAACCUGGGGGCGCUGAUCUGCAUCGAGUGCUCGGGGAUCCACCGCAACCUGGGGACACACCUGUCGCGCGUGCGCUCGCUGGACCUGGACGACUGGCCGCGCGAGCUCACCCUGGUCCUCAGCGCCAUUGGCAACCACACCGCCAACAGCGUGUGGGAGAGCUGCACACAGGGCCGGCAGAAGCCCCGCCCCGACGCCACACGAGAGGAGCGGGAGACCUGGAUCCGGGCGAAGUACGAGCAGAAGCUGUUUGUGGCUCCGUUGCCGAGUGCGGGGGGGAGCCUGUCCUCCCGUCUGCUCUCCUGCGUGACCCACAGGGACCUCCCCACACUGCUCCUCCUGCUGGCCCACUGCACCAAGGAGGACAUCAAUGCCCCCCCCACGCUGGUCUCCCCCCCGACGCCCACCCCCGGCUCCGGCCCCGGCCUGCCCCGGCCCGCCCUGCACACCGCCUGCCUGCACGGCGACGUGGUCAUGACCCAGCUACUGGUCUGGUAUGGGAGCGAUGUGAAGGCGCGUGAUUCUCUGGGACAGACGGCCCUCGUCCUGGCCCGACACACGGGCAGCCAGGAGUGUGUCGACAUCCUGCUGCAGCACGGCUGUCCCAACGAUGCCCCCCCCGCCAUCUCCACACCUGGGCUGCUCCGGAAGAACAGCACCACCAGCCUGAGCCGCGGCAACUCCAGGAGAGGGGUGUCCUAAUUUCCCCAGGCCAAAGGGUAACAUGCGCCCACUCCCCCAUACAUUGCAACAGCAGUCAUUUUGUGCAGCGCAGAGGAGAUUGAAUUUGCUGCUGUCCGAAAUGUGAAUGAACCCCUGCACUUCUCAGUCUUAACCUCAAUCUUGUGUGCAUCUGUGCCUUUGUGCAGAUGUGGAUUUUUCAAAUGUUUUUUUAAAUCUUGAGACUCUUGGAUUCAAACUGAACCAACAACAGGGAGAGACUGAAAACAAGACUCUUAAAACUAAAGAAAAGACUUGACUAAACUUACAAAUGAAAAUAAUGGAGACAUUUCAACAGAGUAAAAGCAAUAGAUGUUUCCUCUCAUUGUGGUUUGACAUUUUGUGGCUGUCGGGUCACCAUAGAGUAAUUUUUUUUUUUGGCAAAGCUGAUGCAUCGCAUUGAAGAAAUUACUGAAUAUUCAAAAGAUUCAAAGCACAAACAAAAGAUGCAUCACCAGACAAGGCAGCGUGUUUUGGCCCUGUGAUCUCACUUCCUCCUCGCGACCAAGGGACUCACAGAGCAUGCUCACUGGACUGCAUCUCACCUUCAGCACAUGCGUUAGCUCUCUUCCUUUCACACUGGUCCCGAGCAAAGGUUCACUUCAACCAUUCAACAGCGUGGAUUCCAGCCAGUACAUGCAAGCAUCAACAGAGGAACAUUUUUGGAUCAGUUUUGUAUAGAUUCACUUCCACAGAAAGAGGGAGAAAGUUCUGGAAUGGGGACUGAAAACUUCAGCAUUAGCUUUCAUCCUAAAGCAGUCAGCACAGUGUAACAGGAGUGUGUGACUGAUAUGUUCAGGAGGCCCUCAGGGUCAUCUAGCCCCCAGCACAUAAUGUGCUCUAUCCCUCUAUAUUCUCACCCGAGUUCAAUCAUAAACAGUUGAGGGGGUUUUUUAAUUCCGUUUUGUAGACAAUUUUGGUAUUACAAAUUAAAUUUUGUUUAACAAUUGAA